This is a messenger RNA of Cucurbita moschata (crookneck pumpkin), 2386 nucleotides long. Its product is annotated as pre-rRNA-processing protein las1-like. The coding region runs from base 495 to 2276 and encodes 593 amino acids. NCBI's taxonomy places the organism in Eukaryota, Viridiplantae, Streptophyta, Magnoliopsida, Cucurbitales, Cucurbitaceae. The record is from RefSeq and is a predicted model, not a curated record. Gene Ontology annotation, cellular component: preribosome, large subunit precursor; Las1 complex. The transcript is spliced from 8 exons. Gene Ontology annotation, molecular function: endonuclease activity. Gene Ontology annotation, biological process: maturation of LSU-rRNA; maturation of 5.8S rRNA.
AAAAAUAGAAAUAAAAAAGUAAUUCCAUCCCGCCCUCUUUUUCUCUUCUCCUUCUCUCGCCUCACGUAUACAGCCGCCAGUCCUCCUCCUUCAUCUUCGGCGAUCCUCCAGCAACAGACCCACGCUACUCUCCGGCGCCCACAGUGAACAGCGCAACUCCGACCAGCAAUCGCCGCCUUACCUACACGAUCGACGACAGUUUGCUCCUCUUCACCCUCGCAGACGGCGACCCACUGCGCACGACGGCGCAACAUUCUCCAGCACCGGCAGCACGAGCUGCUCCACAUUUGGAAUUCUUCUGAGGACUAAUCGAACUUAGAUUUGAAGGCGAAGUUGAGUAAAAAUAUUAUUCUCAAGGAUUUUCGAAUCUCAUUAGCAAACGUCUCUAGGUAGUUGAAGCUAGGUCGUUACAUGGUUUCACUGCACCUGCUCUCAAUUGUUCUGUGAGCUAUACUUGUGUGUGGAGAUACCAAGUUCUUUAGGAGUAGGUUUCGAUGGAGUCACUGUUAGAAUUGGAAGGAAUGCCGGCGGAGAAUGAAGAAGAGAAUUCGUCGUCUUACAGCCGCAAAUUGGUGCCCUGGUCAACUUGGAGCGAAUGGCUUUUCGUUAGUCACUCACUCUUCUCCGACUCUGUAGACUCCGUUGCCGCCGCUCUGAGCAGAAUAUCAACAUGGAGAAGCAGAGGAUGUCUUCCAGUUGUGGUUGAAGUUACAGCAUCAAUUAUCGAAAUCCAACAAAAAGAUCCCUACUUCAUAAAGAACCAAUCGGUGGAUGCUUCAGUUCGUGGUACAGAGGAACAAUUAAAUAAUGUUUCACUUUCAGAGGAAGCACUAGCCAUGUUAUAUUGUAUGGCCAUUAUGAGGCUUGUAAAUGGUGUUGUUGAGAAGACACGUAAGAAAACAGAGGUUUCAAUUGCUGUGGCAGCUGAUGCUAUUGGUUUACCUCGUAUGCUGAUUGAUAUUCGUCAUGAGGGCUCUCAUCGCGAACUUCCAUCUCUUCAGGUGGUUCGGUGUGCCUCAACCAAGGCGCUUUGUUGGUUGAAAUCUUAUUAUUGGGGACCUCAGGAGAGAGCUAUUCCAUUUCAAGGUGAUAUAAGCACUACCAUUCGAAAGGAAAUCAAAUCCAAACUUCGUCAUUUGGCUUUCAAUUUAAAAGUGAAGCAAAAUCCUCAACUUGAAUCUGCUCUGGUUAAGCCAAAACGUUUGAAGACAAAGGCUGCCGAGACACUGAAGGUUCUUAUUCAGUUAUAUUCCACAUUCUCUUCAGAAUUUGUAUCUGUAUUGUUGGGAUUCUUGUUAAAGGCAAUGACGUCAUCGGACUUGGCGUUUCCCAAAAAAUCCAAGAAAUCCAGCAGCCCUGUAUUGGAUGGAUGGAAGCUUACGAUUGCUAAGAUCUCAAAUAAGGAGCCGGAAUUGCUUUUAGAUCUGCUGCAGGCAGUUCUAGAGAAGAUCAAGACUCAAGAAGCCUUGGAAUAUGAAAAUCAGUACUCCAUGUCCUCAGCCCACAAAAUGGAUAGCUGUCAAGUAGCACAUCUGUCCUCUAUGUUUGCAUGGCUCGUUGACAAACUUAAGUGCAAAGAAGUUUUCUCUGGAAAACACACUCCAGAAGGUAUUCUUAUGGAGUUGCUACGUAAAUGCCUCGUGGUAUCAGCUCCUUACAACAAGCGGCUUAUGGAUUCAGCCACUGAUCUUGCACACUUGUUGGAUAACAGCUCUCUAGUGAAGAAACUGAAGAAACUACCAUUUCUCAAUCAACCAGUUUCACAUUUACUGGACGAAGAAAAUCCCAACCAAACCACGUCUGAAAACAGUUUCAACCAGGCCGAGUCGCUCCGCGAAGCAAGUCGGAAACUCGAGAUCAUUAAACUCCACAAAAGAAAGAACAACUUGGCGACGAACCCAGUAGAUGGUAAUGUUGGAAGUUCCAGCAGAUGGACUGUGGUAAGUUCGUGGACUCCAUGUCCCAUUGGUAUGUUGCCUCGUUCGAUUGGCUGUUCAGGUCGGCUCCCUGUUCUUGACCUCGAUUCCGAGAACAAACCAGGUUCGGAAGAGCUGAGAAGCAAAGAGAACUGUGAAAUCACCAACUGUUGCCACAAGAGGGAAGCCAGUUCUGAUAUUCAGCAUCUUGAUAGCUGUACUGUCAAGAAAAUGAAGGAAACAGAUGAUGUUGAGUCAGCUGAAGAUGUUAAAGGGCGUUUGUUGAUUGGUGGGAUAUGGAAGAAAGUUGGGGAACAAGAAUUAUCUGCCAUUCAGUCUGCGGUUAGGAUAUUAAUUUAAAUUCUUUCACAGUUGCUUAGAUUUUUGCUGUCAUCUCUGAUGUGAAAGCUUGUAGGAUAUCUACUUUCAUAUAGUUAUGCCCAGUAAGUUAUUUCGAGUCUCAUUCAUAU